AUGCCACCACUAACUGAUCCUAAUGCUCCACCAGCAACAGUCGGGGAUAAACUAAAACAAAAUUUUUCUAUGUUUAUUGAAAUAUCAAAAAAUAGACCAAUAAGUGGAACACUUUGUUUAAAAGAAGCAUCUAUAAUUUCUUUACCAAUUUUAUCUAUGGGACGUUUUACACAACGUCGUGCAACUAAAUAUCAUGAACAAUUAGCUGAAUUAGAACGUCAACUUGAUGAAAUUAUAUCUAAACAACAAACUGAAAGAAAUUAA
Messenger RNA from Rotaria sordida, 264 nucleotides. NCBI's taxonomy places the organism in Eukaryota, Metazoa, Rotifera, Eurotatoria, Philodinida, Philodinidae. The record is from the annotation of a GenBank genome assembly.